AUGAUUACGAGUGUCUCUGGCAACACGGCUACGGCGGCGCUCUCGUCCAUCGCGCUCGCGACGGCGGCCUUGGCACUCUACAGCUCUCGCACCCCCUCGACCGCUCGACCUCGCACCACAGCGGUCCCUGCUACCGCCCAGUCCAACGAGAAGGACGCGGAAACGGAGAAGGACGCACAGGCGACGCAGAAGGAGGGGAAGGGGCGGGACCCGGACGCCGAUGCGAAGCGGUUCGAGGUCCGCAAGGAGUUCUUCGACCCGUCGACUUCGCGGUGGAGAGAGGAAGACGAGGACGACCCGAGCGACUCGGACUCGGACAGUGGGUCAGACUCGGAGGACGAGGGAGGCGAGGGGAAGAGGAAGUCGGCCUCCUCGAAGGACAAGAAGAAGAAGAAGCGGUUCCUCUUCGUCGCCAAGGACCGCACGUACCCGAAGAGCCCCGAGUACGCAGGCUACGAGGACUACAUCGCCAUCUCGGUCUCCUCGCACAUCCUCACCUCGACCCUCCGCGCCAUCCACUGCCUCCAAGACCUCGACGAGAUCUUCGAAGACAAGCCCGACCUCGAUGCGCGCGACCUUUUCCUCGCGCGGGACGAACUCGGCAAGGAGCUGGACAAGGCGAAGAAGGCGGCCGAGGAGUGGAGCGAAGGCGAGGAAACGGUGGAGACGAAGGCUGACGGGGACGUCGACCUCGGUGGCGAGCCAAAGAAGAAGAGCAAAGAGCGGCUCGAGGCGGAGGCGGACCAGCUUGGCGUCCUGAUCGACUACAUCGACUCGCUCUUCAAGCCGACCGCCACCAAACUUGCUCGCCUCCUCCAGCCGCCCACCUCCUCCGCCUCCUCAUCCACCUCGCAGCCCACCUUCCAUGCGCAGAUCACCUUCCCGCUGCUGUGGGCCCUCCUCAAGCCGCGCUCGCUCGCAGUCGCCGAGCACACCGAGAGUGGCGAGAAGUUUGCUUUCAAGGUCGUCUCGACAGCUUACUCGCUCACUCGCGAUGGACACGUCUUUACAGUCAGCGGAACGAGGAUGAUCUGGAACGGCGAGAAGUACAGCCGGGUCUGGGUUGACGAGCAGAUCCCGAAGUUCAAGUCCCUCCGCCGCCUCACCUCUCUCCCGGUCCAGCCUCUCUCUCCGAGCUCUUCUCUCUACACCGACCUCGUCUCGCGCGGCAAGAAGUACGUCGAGCUGACCGAGGGCGGCGGGAUGCGGUUCCUCCGGUACGAAGGGGUGAUGGUGCAAGUUCUGGGCGUGGGAAUGGAUAAGAGGGUGGUCAAGAUGAGGGCCGACGGACGUGCGGUCGUCGAUGUCAAGUCGUACAGGCGGAUGAACCCGACUCGCGCGAUGAACCAGUGGUGGGAAAGUGACGACGACGACGACGACCCCUUCCUCUACGGCGACCCCUCGCACCCCCUCGCCCCAACCUCCGACGACGAACCCACCUCCCCUCAAACCGUCUCCACCUCGGACCUCGUCCUCCUCCCACCCACAAUCUACGGCUUCUCCCUCUCACUCCGCGAAUGGGGCGAGCUCCUCGUCGCCAACUUCUCGCCCAUCGCGUUCAGAGACGACGCGUGGGACCGGCUCGUGUUGGAUGAGCAGACCAAGAGGUUGGUCAAGGGGUUGGUGGAGUGUAACGAGGCGGUCAGGGAGGCGAGGAAGAGGCAGAAGAGGGAGGGUGUUGUUGCGACGGCGAAUGGCGAAGCAGAGAAGGGGGAGAAGGAGGUCGAAGUUGUGAGCGACAUUGUCGAGGGGAAAGGAGGCGGUCUGGUCAUCACCCUCCACGGCGCUCCCGGCACAGGCAAGACCCUCACCGCCGAAGCUGUCGCCGAGACCCUCCGCGUCCCGCUCUACACCGUCGGCGCCGGCAGCCUCGGUGUGCAGGCCGACAUCCUCGAGAAGCGGCUGCGCGACGUGCUCGACAUUGCGCAGUAUUGGGGCGCGGCGCUGCUCAUUGACGAGGCGGACGUCUUCCUCGAAGCGCGAUCGCUGCACGACGUCGCGCGCAACGCGAUGGUCAGCGUGUUCCUCCGCCUGCUCGAACACCACCGAGGCGUGCUGUUCCUCACGACGAACCGGAUCCGGAGCAUCGACCCGGCGUUCUUGAGUCGGUUCUCGCUCGCCAUCACGUACCCGAACCUGGACCGCGAGAAGCGCAAGGUGAUCUGGCGGCAGUUUCUCGAGCUCGCGCGCGUCGGCAUCGACACGGACGACUCGGCUUUCCCCUCGCCCGCCGCGACUCCCUCUCGAGGCUCUCCCGAACCGAACGGCGUCCCACAUGCGCGCUUCGACUCGUCCAUCUCCCCCUCGUACCUCUCGAAACUUGCCUCGAACACGUCUUUCAACGGACGGCAAAUCAAGAACGCCGUGCGGACUGCUCAGGCGCUCGCAUUGUCGCAGGGUGAGAAGCUGGGACAGAAGCAGAUUGAGGAGGUUGUCAAGGCUGUGGAGGAUUUCAAGCGCGAUUUUGAGGAGGCGGACGAGGCGGGCGUGUACGAGGCGCCGGGUGAGGGCUGGAAGGACAGCACCAACAUUUUCAACUAA
Rhodotorula toruloides NP11 is the source of this 2541-nucleotide messenger RNA. RefSeq names its product AAA family ATPase. The transcript is spliced from 12 exons. Bases 1 to 2541 code for a protein of 846 amino acids. The record is from RefSeq and is a predicted model, not a curated record. NCBI's taxonomy places the organism in Eukaryota, Fungi, Basidiomycota, Microbotryomycetes, Sporidiobolales, Sporidiobolaceae. Gene Ontology annotation, molecular function: ATP binding; ATP hydrolysis activity.